Messenger RNA from Magallana angulata, 943 nucleotides. RefSeq names its product tetraspanin-18-like. Lineage: Eukaryota; Metazoa; Mollusca; Bivalvia; Ostreida; Ostreidae. The record is from RefSeq and is a predicted model, not a curated record. Bases 90 to 917 code for a protein of 275 amino acids. Gene Ontology annotation, cellular component: membrane. The transcript is spliced from 7 exons.
UUUUCGAUUCAGGAAGAAGUUGUUGUUUGUGUCAGGUGCUUUCUUCCGUAUUUCUUUCGAGAGAUAAGUCUAUUUGAAACCAUUUCGCAAUGGCUCAAGGUGGAUGUAGUAAAUUUGGCAAAGUCUUUCUUGUCAUAAUUAACCUAGUUUUUCUGGUUCUUGGCUUGGGACUCUUGAUUGCUGGAGUAUUGGUGAAAAUAAACGCUCUUUCCUCUGAUGUGACACCCGCCCUGAACAGCGUGGAAGUAGCUGGAUACAAGCUAGGGGACCUUGCCAACAAUCUGUCCAUUGUUUUCAUCGUGAUUGGGGCGUUCAUUGUGUUGGUGUCAGGGCUAGGGCUGAUUGGAGGUUGCUGUGAAGUCAGAUGGAUGCUUGUUGUGUAUGCCAUAUUGGUGCUGAUUCUGCUCAUCAUGAAAAUAGCAGCAGUGGCGUUGUGGUUCAAAAUGAGGACCGAUUUUGAGGAGACUGUUAAAGAGGAAUUGUUUAAAUCUCUAAAUGAUGAAUAUGAAAACGACUUUCUUAACAGCACCAAUCCUAUCUCAAAUGCUUGGAAUUACGCCUUUUUAACGUUUGAUUGCUGUGGAGUUAAUCCUGUUAUGAACAAGACGGACAACGACUUUACAGCGACUCCCUGGUGCACCAAAGACCCAGGCACAUGUUAUCAGAUGGGCGGUACAAUGAUUCCUAGGUCGUGUUGUACCGGGGUGGACCAAUCAAAUUACAUAGCGAAUGCAAAUCCAGAGUGUUAUCGAGAUGUUAAAGGAAAAUAUAACGAGAUGGGAUGUUACGAUGCUGUGAAGGAUUUAAUUUCCACGUACGGGAAUGUGUUCAUUGCCAUUUCAAUAGUGGUGAUGGUUGUUGAGGUCUUUGCUGUAUUGUUUGCAAUUAUUAUCUGCCGUCAAGCUGGUUCGGAUUAGAAGUAAACGUAAGACCAUCCACAAAA